UGACGAUAAGAACUCAUCGCAGGAAGAUCGCAAGUCUGAAAUAUGUUGUUAAUUGUGGUUUUCUUAUUUUCGUGCACCUUUACAGAGCUAAAUGGCUCCAAACUGAACGGAGGUAUAUUUCCCGAUGAUUUAAGGCAGCAAAUUGCACAACUAGUGGAUCAAGAGGUUGCUAAACGAAUCAACGCAGUCGAGGUUAAGUUUGAGAAGAGAAUAUCUCAACUGGAACUUGAGCUUAAAGAGACAAAAGAAAGGUUGGCAAACGCAGAGCGGUCACCUGAAACUAUGACAGAUAUAGCUGAAAAGGGACUGUCCAAUUUCGAGAAUAGCCAUAUCGAUGAGAGCGUUGAGAUUGCGAGCAGGACUUCAAACCCCAGCGGGCUUUCCUUGACGAAGAAAUUCGUUGUUUCCAACGAAGAGGUUUCAACCGUCGCAUUCACAGUCACCAUGUCAGCGAAAGCCACGGAACUCGGAAAACAACAAAUUAUUCCGUUUGACACAAUCCUGUUGAACGAAGGGAAUGCUUUCGAUCCAGCGUUGCAUGGUUUCACGUGUCCUAUCUCUGGUAUCUACACGUUCAUGACUGCGCUGCUUGCUGACAUACAUGAGAACACGGUCACAGAGAUCGUCCAUAAUGGCACGCCGCUAGUACAGGCUUACAGUGCAGGUUCGACCUCAAGCCACGGCUUUGAUCAGGGUUUCAACGCUGUGAUGGUUCGAUGCAACGCAGGUGAGCGGGUCUGGGUCCAGCUUUCCAAUCACCAAGGGACAACUGUCUUUGCAGGUGGCUUUUCGUCAUUUUCAGGCUUCCUCAACUGGGCAAUAUAGUGAUUUGAUAGCAAUUACAUUGCUGUAUUGCUUGAAGAAAUGAUUUUAAUUUAAAAGUAU
This is a messenger RNA of Mya arenaria, 885 nucleotides long. RefSeq names its product cerebellin-1-like. The transcript has 3 exons. The record is from RefSeq and is a predicted model, not a curated record. The coding region runs from base 43 to 825 and encodes 260 amino acids. NCBI's taxonomy places the organism in Eukaryota, Metazoa, Mollusca, Bivalvia, Myida, Myidae. Gene Ontology annotation, molecular function: protein binding.